CAGUCUAUAUCUCGGAUGGACUGACUGCAGCACAGUGGGAAAACUUUUUCCUGUGGGGCGGUGAUACUUACGAAUGAAAUCCGCUAAUUUUCUCAGUCUUUUGCGCUGUAAAAAAAUACAAAGUACAGCAGUUCGUUUAUAUUUAGCUUAAUGCAGAGAAAACCCCUGAUUAUUAUAUUGUCCUUAUAAUUUAUUGCAACGUUACAAACUUUGGUCAUCGCAACAUCGACUCGGACAAAAAGUGGAUAAAUGUUUUUCUACAUUUAAUAACAAAGAGUUGCCGUUAGGGGGUGACCCUAGAGCAGGACGGUAUGACGUCACAGACCAGCAGCCCCAGACCCUCCAGAGUUUGACCCGGGAUGGAGCUGAAGGUGUGGGUCGAUGGAGUUCAGCGUGUGAUCUGUGGGGUCACAGAGGCCACCACCUGCGAGGAAGUGGUCAUCGCUCUGGCUCAAGCAAUUGGUCGCACAGGACGCUAUACACUGAUUGAAAAAUGGAGGGACACCGAGAGACAUCUCGUUCCUCACGAGAGUCCGGUGGCCUCUCUGAACACUUGGGGGCAGUAUGCAGGAGAUGUGCAGUUUAUCCUACACCGCACAGGUCCAUCUCUCAAUGAGUACCCCUCAACUGAAGGUCUGAAUUCUCGAGGCCCAGAGCGUGGCUUGCAUCGGCAGAGCCUUCCGUUGAUGGCCAAGCUCCGAGCUCCGGGUGAUCGGUCCUUCUGUCGGCGUGAACCACGCCGCAAAUCUCUGACCUACACCGGUGCGCCCCGCAGUCUGAGGGACAUCCUUAGUGGAGGAAGGCUCAGUGACAGCAGUGCUAGACAACGAGAGGUUUUAGUAAAAAGUCCCCACAAUUCGCCGUCACUCUCCCCCCGGUUAUCAGCCCAAAGAGUGGGGGACCUUACCCAACUGGUGAGACUGCAGAGGGAGACACUUUCGUUUCUAGACAGCAGGAUGGAGGCGUACGAGGCAGAGCUCCGAAUGAUGACUGAGAAAAGAGUUGGACUAGAGGACGAUGAAUUGUAUGUGAAGAUGAUGGAGGAAGUUUCAAGGUUGGAAAAGCAGGUGCGAAGAAACAAGGUAGAUAUUGAGGAAGAAGAAUUCUGGGAAUCCGAGCUGGAGAUUGAGCGCGAGAGCGAGAGGCAGCUGCAGGAGCGCCUCCAGGAGUUGAGCAGUCGGGUGCGCGGCUGUGAGGCGGAUCUGGAACAGCGGCUGAUGUCUCUGCAGGGCGUAGAGGCAGGCAUAGAGGCUCAAAAGCAGCAUAAGGAGAUCAGAGACAGCCAGCAGGCCAGUGAGGGGGAAGUGAAGGCUAGACUUCAGAGAGUGAAAUCAGAGCUCAAGGCUCAGGCUCAACACACGGCCCAGCUUGAAAACAGCUCAAGAGCAGUGGAGCGCUCAUUGGCUGAGUCAUGCAAGAGACGACAGGCGAGUCAGUACGAACUGGAACAGCUUACCAAAGAGUUGAGGCAGGUAAACCUACAGCAGUUCAUUCAACAAACAGGCACCAAAGUCACGGUUCUGCCCGUGGAGCCCAGUGAUGAGGACUCCAGCAACACAACAGAUGGUAAAGACUUUGCUGCAUUAACUGGCUCAUUGAAACGACCGGGCGCAUCUCAUCCAGUGGUUGGCAGCAACCAUGGACUCCAUAGUCCAAUCUCCUCAGGUUUGAAUCCUGAGGGCAUCUACGUUUGAGGACCAUAAAUCACUUCAGUAGAUGCAAACCAGAUUUUUAAAAACCUCUCCAUAUAUGUUUUAGACAGAGUUGAUUUGAUUUGUUGCACAAUGAAGGAGAACUUCAGUGGUAUCAUGAAGACCUCUCAAGCUGUUUUUCAAUUCCCUGUCAUAAUACUUGAUCUUGAUCAUAAAGAGCUGCAUACCAUUUCAAAUACAAACAAUAAGUAUGCUGAUUUUCUUAUUUGUACUGUCUACUGUUAGAAAGUGAUACCUGUAACCUCGUCACAUACAACAAAAAACUAGGCGAUGAAGGAUGAAUUACUUUGGAAGCAUAAAUAUAUUUUUGUAUCCUUAUUUUAGUCUCUAAAAACAUUUGUAUGAAUGUGCAACUUUCCAGCUGACCUGUGAUAUUUAGUUGUUUUUUAUUCGUUUUUUCAUACUAUGGCAUACUAUUCAUACUGUGUUAUCUGUUUAUGUAAGUGUUUUUACUAUGUUGAGCCAAAGACAAUCACCUUUUUCAGUUGCAAUAUAUUACUGCAUGACCGCAAAAUAUCGUACUACUCCUUGCUUUAAUUUAGCUAAUGUCAUCAUUGUUGAAAUAUGCAUAAUAACUGAUACUGACAAAUACAAAAGUGUUAUUGCUUGAAAAUGUACUUUUAAUCUUAAAGGGAUACUGGGACAGUUCACCCAAAAUUAAACAGAAUUUCUUUUUUUUUUUUUUUUAAUAUCUCUCUGUAUUGAGAUCAUUUUUGGGUGAACUGUACCUUAGAUGUUAGUAUAUAUUUGUUUGUUUCAAUAUAUUAAAUCACAGCUAUUUAGCUGAAAAUAGUGCCUUACUGAAAUUCAACCCAAGCCAUGUUAGUAUCAGACUCUGUGAAUUAAAUUUCAGUAUUUUCAGUGUAUGUAUAAAAUAUAUUAUGAUGUUUUGUGUUCAGAUUUGCUCAUAUGGUGUCUUGUACAUAUGGCUGCAUUUAAUUUCAGCAGAUUUUGGGGGUAUUUAAACUUUUUUAUUUGAUUCCUACAGUCAGCAUGUACUAUAAUUUUUGUAAACAUAGAAAAGCUUCAUAUAAACCCCUAGAAAGUCUGUAUGUAGUACUGUGAAUCACUAUUAAACCCAAAUCACCCCUAUAUAAA
This is a messenger RNA of Carassius carassius (crucian carp), 2810 nucleotides long. RefSeq names its product ras association domain-containing protein 8 (gene rassf8a). The record is from RefSeq and is a predicted model, not a curated record. The coding region runs from base 360 to 1694 and encodes 444 amino acids. NCBI's taxonomy places the organism in Eukaryota, Metazoa, Chordata, Actinopteri, Cypriniformes, Cyprinidae. Gene Ontology annotation, biological process: signal transduction. The transcript is spliced from 5 exons.